This is a messenger RNA of Solea solea (common sole), 1253 nucleotides long. RefSeq names its product hydroxycarboxylic acid receptor 2-like. Gene Ontology annotation, biological process: G protein-coupled receptor signaling pathway. The record is from RefSeq and is a predicted model, not a curated record. Gene Ontology annotation, molecular function: G protein-coupled receptor activity. The transcript has a single exon. The coding region runs from base 17 to 991 and encodes 324 amino acids. Gene Ontology annotation, cellular component: membrane. NCBI's taxonomy places the organism in Eukaryota, Metazoa, Chordata, Actinopteri, Pleuronectiformes, Soleidae.
GAGCAGAUCAUUCAAGAUGCGAUGCCAUUUUGAAGGCAAUCUGCUGACAAGAGCGCUCCCUCCACUGCUGGUGACCGAGAUCAUCUUGGGAAUCCUCGGCAAUGGUCUGGCUCUCUGGAUCUUCUGCCUCCACCUGAAGCCAUGGAAGAGCAGCACGGUGUUACUCUUCAACCUGGCAGUGGCUGAUUUUCUGCUCAUCAUGGCUUUGCCUUUGCGUGUCAGCUACUACAUGUCCGGGCUCAACUGGGCGUUUGGACCCACUCUUUGCAACAUCUGCCUCUUCAUGUUGGCUAUGAACCGCGGUGGAAGCAUAUUGUUCUUGAUGGCCAUCGCUGUGGACAGGUACAUGCGUGUGGUGCAUCCCCAUCAUCCCAUCAACUCUCUGAGCAUCUCCAAAGCCAUGUUUGGAGUACUGGCAAUAUGGCUCUUCACCAUUUCAAUGAACGCUCACAUUUUCACUCUACAACAUGACAACACGACCCACUGCGAAAGCUUUGUGAUCUACACCGACACUGGCCAUAAUCUGAACUGGCACAAGUUUGUGUUUCUUUUCUCCUUCUACUUGCCUUUGACCGCGAUUCUCUACUGCACUUUCCACAUUAUCAUCCACCUGAGAGGGAGACAGCUGGCCCAGCACGCAAAGAUCAAGAAAGCUCUGUGCUUCAUCACAAUCGUGGUGGUGGUCUUCAUCGUUUGCUUCCUCCCGAGCAACAUCGCACUGCUCCUCAUUUGGAUCAAGAAUCAGCAGGCGGUCAGCACCCAACCACAAUCUAAAGUCUGCGCUGCCAUGGAUGAACUGACCUGUGCGUUUUUCAUCGCCAUUAGCCUCACCUAUCUGAAUAGCGUGCUGGAUCCUGUGGUCUACUACUUCUCCAUCCCUGCCUUCCAGAACUUCUGCCGGAGAACGCUUCAUCUGCCUCCAGCAGAGCUGACUCAAAGUACAGAUAGGAAAACCAGAGAAACAGGCUCGCAGUCGCUCAGCCAGCUGUGAUCAGAGAGCCAAAAAAUGUUAUCAAGUAUAUGUUGACUGCACUUUUUUCAUAUCUGUACCGUACAUGCAAGCAUAAAUCUAUGCAAUUCUGAGUUACAGAACACAAAGCUUUAUUUGUUACUGUAUAAAAUAUAAGCUAUGUAAUAUUGGAACAUUAGCAAGAACGGAGAAGUAUCAUUAUAUCAGCCAAGUGAAAAUAUGGUUAUUUUGAGUUCACUGUUUCUUCACAGCACUUUCAAAAAUAAACGUUUCCUUCAAGUUA